AUGACCCGAGAUAUCAUGAGAGGUAUACUUAGAGAUUGCGGUCACCUUUGUCCACAUUCGCCAGACGCUAUAGAAUGCUUGCUAGACAACUUGGAGAAUACUCUUUGCUGCUGCUCCUAUGUUGCAAAAGUUUCAUCGAGUGACGUUGGCUGUUCCAGUCCUUGUUACGAGCGUCCAGAGUGCAACAUAAGAUGGGAAUACUGGAACCCAUUGAGUUUCGGAUGGCUGCAGAGCAUGGAUUUUGGAGAUGCCGAGAAUCCUGUCUUCACGGACAGGACGAAACACGUUUUGUGGUGCGAUCAACCUGGCUGUGGCACUGGAACUGGCCAAAGAUGGCUGAAGCUGAUAAAACUCUUCUCGAACGACGUUGGGUAUAAGUGCAAUGAUCUGAAGGAAAGUCGAUUUGGAUAUCACUGCGGAACUCAUGAGAGUAGCUUUCCCAAAGCUUGUAUUUGGUCCUUGGAAAACGAUGUCUUUGAGGAAGUAAGGAUAAGAUGUCCGGAAGAGAAAAGGGGCUUAUUAGGUUCGUGGUACAGGUUCGUCAGUACUGGAGUGCCCUAA
Molecule: messenger RNA, 561 nt
Organism: Fusarium redolens
Lineage: Eukaryota; Fungi; Ascomycota; Sordariomycetes; Hypocreales; Nectriaceae
Exons: 2
Coding region: 1-561 (186 amino acids)
Source: RefSeq, a predicted model, not a curated record